This is a messenger RNA of Pocillopora meandrina, 6721 nucleotides long. NCBI's taxonomy places the organism in Eukaryota, Metazoa, Cnidaria, Anthozoa, Scleractinia, Pocilloporidae. The record is from the annotation of a GenBank genome assembly.
CGCGCAAAGCAAGCAACCAAGCCGUCACAAGGGAUGUGUAAGUUUUAAACGUGAAAAUGGCCGCUGGAAGAAGCGCUGCAGGCCAGGAAAUCAAACAACACUUUGCCACAAAGGAAGGCUGCUAUAGACUGCUGGAUUUGUCUGUUUAUUCGCGACCCACGAAGAUCCCUUACUCAGCUCAACAAUGUCACCCAGUGCGAGUGUCAUUCGUUACGGUGAAGGACCAGGGUGGUUGUAAUGAGCGAAUCGCGUUCAAUGUUGGAAGAGAAUUGUACUUUUACAUCUACAAAGGAGUGAGAAAGGUGAGAGGAAUGCUUGAGUAUUGUGAAGAAUGCACAUCAAAUUAAGAUACUGUUUGAAGUCUUAAGUGAACGCAUUUCAAUGCGGUAUAAUUUCCGUUUUCUUGCACGCACUGGCAGGUUUCGUUUUGUUGUUGUUUCAAUGUUGUUGCGGUGAUCUUAGUUAAUGCGUCUGAAAAUUUUUAGAGAAAUAUCCCCCGUUAUUCACGCGGCUGAAAUCCCUCUUUACGUUACGGUCCCUUCACAAGGCUUGUUGUUGAGUAUUGUCUGGGCAAUGAAUUUGGUCGCUGCGUCUUGUUCUUGGAACACUAGUAAAUGUGAUAAUGUGAUUGCUUAGCUUAAAUGUUAAGAAAAGAAAAAUACUUUAGCUUAUGUAGAUAUCCCUUCUAUGGUCUCUGCCUUUCAUUGCAAGAUUUAAGUAUUACUUAGAGGUCCAUGUCUAAAAUUACUCUAGAAAAAUUCUGAUUCCUCCUUAUUGAACAUUCAUCAUAGAUGACUCGAGCUCGAGUAUAUUCGGUAUAUUGAUGUGAUCAAAUCUUCGAGAAGAAUAUUCUCAGACAUCAAUAUAUUCUAAUUUCUGGGAAAAUCUUCAGCGAAAGCUUGUUAAGCUUCGAUUGUUUUUAUUUUCUUUGUAAAUUUCAGUUUUGAUUAAAAUUAUGAAAUACAUUUACCAAACACCGUUAGCGUGUGUUUAAAUUUUAGGAAAAAUACGUUGUCUAAAUAUGAAUACCCCCGGGUAUAAUUUAUUUGGCGUCUGAUUCAUUUGAACAGUAAAGAUAAGGUGUAUAUCAUUAAAUAAUUGCGGUGCCUGACAAUAAAAAUUUUUAUCCAUAACACCAGUCACAAACAGACGUUUGAUUUAAUGAGUUUAAUUUAGGUUUGUUUUGAAGAGGUGAAAACUUUCCUUUACGCCUAUUAAUACCACUUUCCAAUUUUUCUUUAAUGUAUCUAUGGGCAAAGCCCACCGUCUUCUCAAAUUUUGACAAUCACUUUGAGGAUUUAUUGUCCAAGUGUCAUGCCUUUUCAAAGUCUUAAUAUCAAUGGAUUUAUUUUUAGCUUGGGUCAAUCAAAUAGCUGGCAGAUGUUUGUCUUCUUAAAAUUUAAAUAUAGUCUAAACAUGCUCUUAAGCUAUCAUGCAAGACACAUUUAGCUGUGGUUGGUCCGGUGAAUCAUGUGUUAUUUUUUUAUUUUUGAACAACCAUGCACUCGCUUAUUUAACAUCCAGAGGGUUGCUUUGAUAAAUAGGGGAGUGAUUCGUGACAAAAUUCAAAUGCGUAUUGUCUCAUUAUUGAAAUGAAAUUUCUUGGUUAUUUAAACCAAAAACACUUCUGUGUUGCUAAAAAGAAAUUUGAAACCUUACGUGAAAACAAGAUUGUUGCAUCCAAGUAUACUAAUGCACUGCUGCAAAAUGAUUUCAGGACAAGUUGUUUUGUAAGGUGACUGAUUUAGUUAUCUGUUGUUGACUCAUCUACAAACAGCGUAAUGUUUGCUCUAAAGAAAGAGUUUUGCUUCCAACCUUUUGUAUGCUGUUGCAUGGAAACAUGUAACCAUUCAAGUUGUAUUUAAGUGAAGCAGAGUUAGCUUUGAAAGUUGCUGAAAAUGAUGCAGACAUAGAGAUACAUUAAGGAUCUUGAUUAGUAGUCAAUGUGUUGCCAAUGAAAUUUUUUCAAACUCUUAAACAAUGUUUCCUUAUCUCACUCAUAAAUGAUCAUAUCAAGCUCUUCUCAGUAUUUUUCUGAUAUUGUCAAACCUGUAUUUAGCAAUACCACAUUAAGCAGUCACCCUAUCUUCUUUAUUAACUCUUUCACUCCCAGAUCACAUUAGUAAUUCUCCUAACUGUCUGACAUACAAAUCUUAUAAUGUUAGUUCAGAGAAUUUAGUAUGGGAUCAACUAAGUAUCUGCAAAUCAAUAUCUUCCUUUUUUCUCAUCACUUGUUUGGUUGAUACUGUAUUGAUAUUGUAAGUAGAAAUUCUGUCUUGGUCACUAAUGGGAGUUAAGGGAUUAAGCAGUCACUGGUCAAAGUCCUGAUAUUUUCCCCCAGAGUACUGUACCAUUAAUUUUCACUUCUAUUGAGCAGUUGUUGUCAUCCCUGACUGAGUUCUAACAGUUUGUUUGUAUUGUCUUCUGUCAGUAUUGAGUGAUCAUUUAAAUAGGGAACACUCAAAAUAAAGUUAACCCUUUAACUCCCAAGAUCUCAUUAGUAAUUCUCCUUACUGUCUCCCAUACAACUCACAUGAUGUUAGUUUGGAGAAUUUGGAAUUCGAUCAAGAAAGAAUUCCCUAACUGAUGUUUUCUUUAUUCUCAUUACUUGUCUGCUUGAUAUUGUACUGAUAGUGUGAGGAGAAAUUUUUUCUAGGUCACUAGUGGGACUUGAAGGGUUAAGAAUAAUCUCUUGAGUAAAUUUGAUCCCAUGUUUAUCUGCUGGGAGUAAAGUGACUCAGAAUUAGGAAUGGAAGUGUGACAUGAUAACUGCAAAUGGCAAACUUAAAAAUUUAUGCCAAUUUUUUCUGGCAUUUCUACUCCUCAUGGCAAGCAAAACAGUUGCAGCUUCAAGCACUGCAUGAUGAUAGUCUGUUAGCUUAACUGGGAAUAAACUUGCAUUAACCAACCUCUUACAAUGUGAUUUGGGAUGGAAAUAUUUUAUUUUUUAACCUUUUAACUUCCGAGAUCUGAUUGUUGUUUGUCCCCUGUAGCUGCUACACAUUUCCUUGUAAAUUAGUUAUGUGAACUUGGUGCUAGAUCAAGAUAGAAGCUUCUACCUGAUAAGCUUGAAUAUUCCCAUUACCUGUUUGCUGAAGAAUGUAUGGAUAUUGUUGGGAGAAGUUUUACGUUAAUCACUUCUGGGAGUUAAAGGGUUAAUCUGGCUUUUUUCUCCCUUUCUCUCUCCCUGUAGGCUGCAGAUCUUACAAAGCCUCUGGAUAAACGACUCUACAAAGGAACAAUCCCAACUUGUCAUGAUUUCAAUUUGUUGACGCGGUCAGCCGAAAGCUUAGAGUUGUUGAUUGGGUUUUCUGCUGGACAAGUACAACUCCUUGAUCCAGUUAAACAUGAAGUCAAUAAACUUUUUAAUGAAGAGGUUAGUAUUAUUGGCAAUCAUAUCUUUAAGGUAAAAUGCUAAGGAUCAACGGAAUCAUCUGAAAACACUUACUUGAAUGGCUAUUCUCAAUUUCAACAAGUUAGGCACAUAACUCGGAGUAUUGUUUCACCCAAAGUUCAGAUUCAAAUCCAUUUUUGGGGGUUACCCUCCUCCCCUCAACCUCUUCUGCAGUAUUUUGUAAAGUUCAGGUGACAGGUUUACUGGUUUUUAUUUAUAUCCCUGGUGUGGCAGAUACAGUGGUCUAGCAUUAAGCACACUGGACCCCAGGUCAAAGGUACAGGCUUAAGAUUGGGCCAGGUCAUUGAGGUUUUCAUUAAUGGCUGAACACUUAACUCUUACAGUGGGUGUCUCCAGCUAGAUGUACUUGCAAAUUGUCAGGAAAGUCUGAAUAAAUGUCAAGUGAAGGGAAGGGGGAUAAACCUGCAUUGAACUACACCCCUACUUUCAAGAGAAACAAUGCUCUUUCUAGCUUAAUGCCACAAAAACUGGGAUAAACACCUGCUCCUUAGGCCGCUUAGGUCAAGUACAACUUCACAUAUUUGUAUUCCUUUGAUUGGACAGAGGCAUUGCCAUAAUAAAGUACCUAAAUAUGCAACUUAACACAAGGACUGCAGGCAAGGCUUGGAUCCAGUGCCUGUUUGCCAACCAUUAAACAGCUUUCCUUUCAAAUUUCUUCAGUUCUAAGUUAAUUUUUAGUUAGUAAAUGUGGAGAGUCACUGAUUUAAGACACCCCGAAAUAUUCUUAAUCAUAUGAAUCCUCUACAUUAGGAAAUAUGAGGUGACAGGAAUUUGCUUCAAAUUUUGUGACUUAUUCUUUCAGAGAUUGGUGGAUAAAACAAAGGUUAUGUGCCUGAAAUGGAUUCCUGGAUCAGAAAACUUGUUUCUAGUGGCUCAUGAAAGUGGCAACAUGUUUGUAUACAAUAAAGAACACCCACAUGGGAUAGGACCACCUCAGUAUGCUCUUAUGAAACAAGGACCUGGUUAUUCAAUUCAUAGUGGAAAAUCCAAAACUCCUCGGAACCCAGUUUGUAAAUGGACUAUCGGAGAGGGCUCGAUAAAUGAGUUUGCUUUUUCUCCAGACUGUAAGCACAUUGCUACAGCAAAUCAAGAUGGAUUUCUUCGCAUAUUUGACUUUGAUUCACAGACUUUGUGUGGUGUAAUGAAGAGUUACUUUGGAGGGAUAAUUUGUGUUUGUUGGAGUCCAGAUGGUAAGUAUAUUGUCACAGGUGGUGAGGAUGAUCUUGUGACUGUUUGGUCUUUUCUGGAGAGGAGAGUCAUAGCCCGAGGUGUGGGACACCAAUCUUGGGUUCAAGUAGUUGCUUUUGAUCCUUAUACAACGAGUGUCAGUCCAGAAGGAGGUGUUGAUGACAGUGAUGAGGAGGAAAUAGAGCAAAAUGGGAUUGUUCCAUCAUCUGGUUCUUCUUCUGUAACUGAGGAUAGAAAUGUGACUUCUUAUAGAUUUGGUUCUGUUGGACAGGACACAAAUUUUAUGUUGUGGGACCUAGGAGAUGACGUCCUAAAACCUCAGAGACCUCGUGGAAGGAGCAUGCGCACUGCCACACUUUCAAACUCAUAUGCUACUUCAGCACCUUUUGUGUCUAAUGGACCUGUUGUUCAUGAGGUGAAUCACUCUGGCAGCGGUAAUGCUGUUGCACCAAUGUCUUUUGAUGCACCAAAGAGUUUGACACAAGUACAUUCAUUAAGUAAGUCUGUGGAACACCUCGUCAAUAUUGGAAGCGUUACUCCUGGCACAGUUUUGUGUCCACGGAUGGAUGAAAUAUCCAUUUUAGAACCUUUGGUUGCAAAGAAAGUGGCAAAUGAAAGAUUAUCAGCGUUGUCUUUUAGAGAAGAUUGUAUUGUCAUGGCUUGCCAUGAAGGAUUUAUCAGGACUUGGGCGCGACCAGGUAAAGUGGUAAGUGUGAAAUGUGUGCCUGCCAUAUCUCUCACAUGUACGCAAAACUGAUAAACUCGUAAUCUGUCAUCAUUACAACAUUGCACAAUCAAAUGUGUGUUUUCCACAUGUCCAUUUAACUUAACCCUUUAACUCCUGUGAGUGACCAAGACAGAAUUUCUCCUUGCUAUAUCUAUACAAUAUCAUGCAGACAAGUGAUGAGAAAGAAGAAAAACAUAGAUUAUGGGAUUACUUAUUGGUCCGAUACCAAAUUCUCUAAACUAACAUAACAAGAAUCGUUUGGUAGACAGUAAGGAGAAUUACUGAUGAGAUCUUGGGAGUUAGAGGGUUAAAUUAGCCAUGUGUUUCAUAGUGUUAAUUAAAACUAUGUGUCUUGUUAUUGCAAUUGUGCUAUUAAAAAAAAAAAAAACUUCCAGCUGCAUUACAUCCAAGCUCUUCAAUGAUUUUGGUGUGAUCAGGGGCAAAUUUAGAUGCCAAUAUAUUUUUUAGUUACCAUGGGGGAAAAAUGGUCACAGCUUGGAGCAGUGCUGCCUGGGGGUUUAUGUAUUCACCAUUACUGUUUCUCUGUCCCCAAGGAAUGCAAAUCAGUAUCAACAGCUUCCAGGUACAGAGUAAACUGUGCUGGUGCAAUACAAAGUCUCAAAAGGAAUCAUUUGAACAAAUAAAAAGUGUCAUUUUGUGCAUGCUUUCUUUUUUCUCAGGGUGUGCAGCCUACAGGAACAGUAGUGUGAGCAGUGCUAGUGGGGAAGAUACAGAAGGGAACAACGACACGGACGAAUUACCACACUCAGCAUGUUGAGCAUCAUAAUGGACAAUUUUCAUCAUAUCACCUGCUCUUAUUCUGGGAUUUCCUAUGCUAUUAUCCAUUCUUUUCAUUUGUAAAAAGAAAUAAUCAAGACCCAGUUGUUCAAAGGGCAGAUAACACUAAAUGGAUAAAAUGCCAUCAAGCAGAAAAUAGUUAACAAAACCUGCUGCAUUAUCCUUGGUAUAAAGAUUUAUCCAGUAAUAUUGCACAAUUCAUCCUUCGAACAAUCAGGGGCUGGUGAACAAGAAACCAUGUUGAUUUAGCAACUACACAGUAAAUAGUUGUUCUCAAGUGAGCAAUAUUUCAAAAAUUGGAGUAAUUUGUUGUGGUGUUUUUGGUACAAAGAGUGUAAUCACACUGUUAUUUACUACCUGAGCCACUGGUGCUCGCAAAAUGUGAAUUUAUUUGAAACUCAUGUGAUGUGUAACAUCAAUUGCAUAUUUCCAUGUAAUUACUGGCAGAUAAUUAAAAUGAGUCUUUGGUCACACAGUAAAUAGUGGUUGGAAAGUUCAAAAGGUUGUCAGAAUUGAGCUAGAAAUGAGAGUUGACUUCAGAAGGGAAUUUUUUUUUUUUAACAACUGAGUUGAUAUUGUAAGUUUCCGACCAU